AUGUCUUCUUUAAACAACAAGAACACCAACUUUUCCUUGGCCUCAUAUGAACUUCCGAAACCUUAUCCGCAGUUGGACAGACAUUCCGAUAACAGAAGAAACAUUCCUGAAGGCGGACUUGCUACUGAUAAAGUUUUAGGGAUGAAUAUUAAACCACAGGAUAACGUACUUCAGACUAUCAUAAUCAAAGCUCCUUCACCUCAACCAAUACUUUCGACCUUCUCUUUUUUGGUCUCUUUCGAAAAAUUUCACAUGACCGCUACGUCUAAAGCAGGUUACAACAAGAUCUAUGAAUUCAGGCGUUCAAAAAGUUUCUUUUUUGAGGUUAUCGAUCAUAUACCCGACACCAAUGAAAUUCAUCUUAAAAUAUACACAAAUGAUAAUCAUAUGUUAUCAACCCCAAUUCGAUUUCAUUUUGGUAUCUAUGUAGCUUGUAAUCAACUACCUACAAAGAAGUUUCCUCAUCAAAAACCAACACCAUGCCGUAUACCUUGUCCUUUUGUUAAAAAUUUUAAUAGACACGCUUGCAUUCAACACCAUUCGCGUAUUUCUCAAGAUAUAAACUUACCUAUGGAGGAAAAAGUUAUACCAACCUCUACGAACAAUAUUAUUCAUCAUAAAAGUUUUCACGCCAACAUUAUUUAUGAAAAAUACAACAAUAACUCGAGGCAACAGAUUUUUUCAAAUCGAUUGGGCAUUUCUUAUACAACGCGUUAUGAAGUGCACGACCUCAACGCAAUCUCUCCGCCUAAUAAGGCCAUCGGUCCUAUGUACACUAAGAUAUACAAAAACUUCUCCAAAUUAUUAAGUUCUAAUUCUCGAACUGCUGCAAAGAAUGCAUCUAUGAAUCAACAUAUAGAUGAAGAUGAUGAUUUUUCAGCCGAUAAUGGCAGUAAUGAUGAUACAAUUGAACAUUCCUAUAGGGAUUGGUACAUCGCAAAUCUCAUCGAUGAACAUUAUGGUAAAGGUGCAUCAGAAUACAUAGAUGCUAUAUUACUAUUACAAGAUUCUACAAUCCAAUUAUCCUUAAGAGAUGCGUAUAUGUUAGGUCUAAAUGAUGACCGUAUUGACAAGAUUAAAGCUCAUGAUCGUCUUAACGAGAGGGAAAAUGUCAUUAAAGACAUCAGGGAUCAUAACACUUCUACAAAACAUUAUCUCAGGCGUACGAAUGCCAUGGAUUUUUUUACGCGGAUGACUAAUGAUUUUCAUGAUCGCAUGAUAAAAAUUCGCAAUUACGCAUAUGGACAUAACACCAAGAAAUCUCCCGAUCGACGUGCAGUUGCAUCGAAGCGUCUCAACAAUUUGAUAACCGAUUUUGAUCUUAUACCUCCUACUAAAAAAGUUUGUAUUUUCAACUUUAGGGAUACCAAAGAAGAAGACUUCUUACCCACUAAUAUAGAUUUAAUUUUUCAAUUUCUGGAGGGGGAUCAGGCUGGUUCCAACGGUCUUAAAGAAGUUUGGGUCCAUCCUGUAACUAAAAUUAAAAUUAUAAUCCAUAACUCAAUUAAUAUGGAUGAAACCCCAAAAAAUUUAUGGAUUACUAAUGCUGAUACAAGUAAAUAUCAGGCCCAUGUUACAAUUCCUACUAUUGAUUCAACUAUUGAAUCAGAAAAUGUAGAUGAAAGAGUAGUUUAUAUAGGAGAUUUAGAAAAAAGAAAACAAGCGUAUGGAAUAUGUGGAGAAUAUAACUUUAAAAAUUGGACUAGUGGAAAUAAAGAUAUUGAUAAAUUUAUACAGCAAUCACAACUUAAUGCUGUAUAUCAUAAAAAAUAUCUUGAAUGGAUACCUUUUGAAAAAUUUCAAAAUAUCACUUAUAUUGCGGAAGGUGGUUUUGGUAAGAUUUAUUCAGCUGAAUGGCCUGAAGGAUAUAUUUAUAAUUGGGCACCCCACUCGGGUGAUCAUCAAAGGAUAUAA
Messenger RNA from Rhizophagus irregularis DAOM 181602=DAOM 197198, 1914 nucleotides. The record is from RefSeq and is a predicted model, not a curated record. NCBI's taxonomy places the organism in Eukaryota, Fungi, Glomeromycota, Glomeromycetes, Glomerales, Glomeraceae.